UAAGCAGGAGAUAGUGCAGGUGUUAGGCACCCUCAGGCACCCAACGGUUUCUCGUCCACCAAGUUCAUUCCUAAUAUCUGCCGAAUUCACAGAUAAACGGAUACAGGAUGUACUCUUGGAAGGCACGCACACUUCUGGCGCUGGUCCUCGUCUCGACGGCGACCCAAGGGGGCCUCGGCUCAAAACGCGACUGUGAAUACGGAAGAAGGCAGACGGCCAAGUACAUUGUGGAUAUUGCUACAAGAGCCACAGCGAGUAUAGACAGCUUCAAAGACGAUUUCGUACAAACUAUCCUAAGCAUGGACUGGAAUACAGCCAACUACUACCUACCCCCUGGCUAUGUCGAAGAUGAGUGCCUUCCUCCACCUCCGCCUCCCCCAGGCACGUACGAAGUUCAGGCCUUCACAGACGAGCUGGUGCGCAUGUACUCCCUCAUGCAGAACUACAGCGCGGCGCUCCACCACCUCACGCUCGACCGGGUCCUCAACAUAAUCCAAACCACAGACUACAAUGAGGAAGUGAGUGGCGUUUCUGACUACCUAGACCUCCUCAUGAACCACCUGAGACAAGGAAUCAUCUGCCGCAACAGAGUUCCCGACAAUCAAGAGACAGAGAGAAUCACGAAGAGAAUCUACAUCGACGUCGGGGCGGACAGGCACUCGAGGGACUUCGCCAUCCUCCGGGACACCCUCGAUGCGCUCGAACACUGUAUCGAGGUGUUCCAAACUUUCACUUAAAAUCUCCAGAAUUGCGAUUUUCUCUAUAAAUACGUUCUUUUUUCUCUAAUUUGAACUGUGUUAAUUAAUUUUACUAUUUAUUUAUUUGAUGUGUUAUCCGUCUGGUACAACAAUGCUGUUUGUAAUG
Penaeus vannamei (Pacific white shrimp) is the source of this 864-nucleotide messenger RNA. RefSeq lists its product as uncharacterized. NCBI's taxonomy places the organism in Eukaryota, Metazoa, Arthropoda, Malacostraca, Decapoda, Penaeidae. The record is from RefSeq and is a predicted model, not a curated record.